AUGCUUCCUUCGCUCUUCUCCACCCACGUGCAGUGUUCCCGAGGUAAACGCUCCAAUUGCAUUGCUGUGCCACGGCCAAUUGAUUCUGCAAAGAGACUGGCACUUGAAAUAGGGGAGGAUUCCUUGGCUUUCUCUCACGGCAACGGCGAGCCUGAGGGCGGUGGCAUUCAAGAAGAAAGGUCCUGUGGUUUAGCGUUAGGAGGCAGACCACCUAGGAGCAACUGCAGUCGCGAAGGGUGGCCCCUCCCUCAACGGCAUCAGCAGCACUCAGGCGAUUCCGCUGUAGCCCAGGGCACCUGGGGCGCCUGUAGCAGCGCUGUUUCCACUACUCCACCGAAGGCGCGCACCAGACCUGUCGAAAGAGCGCUGCAGAUAUCUCGUAUGCGUCGUCUCGCAAAGAUGGAAGGGUCACGGCAGUCCCAGCGGACCCCUGAAGAGGUCGAGCUGGCGCUGGAGGUGCUAAACGAUGAACUGGCUGGAGCCUCUCCGUUAGACCGUCCUUCGCUUGAACUCGCGACACAGGCGCUGACAGACCGUCUUGUGGAGCUGCGGAAACAACAGAGGGAGUCACGGAACCCUGCUGAUGCAGCAGAAACAAACAAACAGAGCACGCACGAAUAUUCCUCCUCCCUGCAGGCCGUCAUCUUGGGGGAUGGCAGACAGAAGUACACGCUGAUUAAAAUACCAAAACAGGACGAUAUGCGCGGAGAUAUCUAUCUCGUGCGUGGAGACCCCAAGGCCGAAUACCACUACCAAACAGCGCUCGAUACGCUGAAUGCUCUUCAGUCGAGGAACAUCUUGUCAGACGUCACGGGGGGAGGCCGCAUGGACGUGCUGCGCGCUGAGAAGAAGGUGGAGAUCUACGGAUAUUCAUAUCAGUACGGAGCGGCGGACCAUUCAAUCACGGCAAAGAUGGUUAAGGAGUACUUGGGUGACGAGUUCAUCGUUUCGUUUGGCAACUACGGCUAUUAG
Eimeria acervulina is the source of this 972-nucleotide messenger RNA. Its product is annotated as 14 kDa phosphohistidine phosphatase, putative. Gene Ontology annotation, cellular component: cytosol. The record is from RefSeq and is a predicted model, not a curated record. Gene Ontology annotation, molecular function: protein histidine phosphatase activity. The transcript has 2 exons. Bases 1 to 972 code for a protein of 323 amino acids. Gene Ontology annotation, biological process: peptidyl-histidine dephosphorylation. Lineage: Eukaryota; Apicomplexa; Conoidasida; Eucoccidiorida; Eimeriidae.